Molecule: messenger RNA, 1046 nt
Organism: Brachypodium distachyon (stiff brome)
Lineage: Eukaryota; Viridiplantae; Streptophyta; Magnoliopsida; Poales; Poaceae
Product: dynein light chain 4, axonemal
Exons: 2
Coding region: 308-844 (178 amino acids)
Biological process (GO): microtubule-based process
Cellular component (GO): dynein complex
Molecular function (GO): dynein intermediate chain binding; dynein light intermediate chain binding
Source: RefSeq, a predicted model, not a curated record
GAACUCUCCCAAUAUUCAGACAACACCGCUAGCUAAACAGGCUUUAAACUCUGGUAAAAAAGAAAACGGGCUUUAAACAAGUGCAUGUACUCACUGCCCGGAAAAGAAAACAAAGGCUUUCUCUCAAAAGUUGCUCCCAGGAAUUCCAGGAGCGGCAACCAAGCGCGCACUCGCACCCCAACCGGCCACUGCCACCCGGCUCCGAGACAAAACCACAAACACCUCCCAGUCUCCCACGCUCGGCCAUGCCCCCUUGCCACCGCCGCUGCUAAUUAGCCGCGCUCGCUGGAAAAUCGGAAGUGCUUCCAUGGACCCUGCCUCAGAGGAGCUCGAACUCCGCAGCCGCUACCUCAGUUCGCUCGUUCGGCGCACCAGGCUCGCCGAUCCACCCAAGCCAGAGCCGGAGUCGCAGCCGGAACCGGAACAGGAACCGGAGUUGAAGGUGGAGCCAAAACCGGCGGCGGAGCCCAACGGUGAGGAGGGCAAGGGCGGUAAAGUGGAGGGCAAGGACAGAGAGGUGAAGGCCAAGGGGGAGGCGAAUGGGGAGGAGAGGAAGGUGGCCGUGCGGGUGAGGGCGGCGGACAUGCCGCUGGCGCUGCAGCGGCGCGCGAUCCGGAUCGCCCGUGAGGCCGUUCUCUCCAUGCCACGGCUCGAGAGCAAGCGCCUCGCGCUCGCGCUCAAGAAGGAAUUUGAUGUGACAUACGGGCCUGCUUGGCAUUGCAUUGUUGGAACAAGCUUUGGCUCCUACGUCACUCACUCCUUGGGAGGGUUCUUGUACUUCUCUGUUGACAAGGCGUACAUUCUUCUCUUCAGAACUGCUGUGGAGCCACUGAGCCACCCGUGAUAAGAUCUGGAAUCUAUCUUCUCUCACACAAGUGUAGAUGCAGCGCAAAUUUGUAAUUUAAACAGCUGUAAUACAUGCUCAGCACAGCAAGUUAAGUACUAGAGAAGGGUCGUGUCUCUACGUACAGAAACUUAAAACAAACAUAACAUGCCCCUGUCAAUUCUAAGUAUCUACGCAAGCAGCUGCUGUGUAAGGGCGUGUA